Messenger RNA from Schistosoma mattheei, 1251 nucleotides. The record is from the annotation of a GenBank genome assembly. Lineage: Eukaryota; Metazoa; Platyhelminthes; Trematoda; Strigeidida; Schistosomatidae.
GUUAAUAUACCUGGGUUCCUGCCUGGAGGUAUUGGUGAUCCACGGCUACCAGGCACGGAAGCCCGUUAAGCGAAAGCUUCUUCUAUUCUGUCCACAACCAUUUGAACCAUUUGAUAUUGUUAACUGACUGACGCGGAAUACACUAGUCAUUGACCUUGACAUCUGUAUUACUGUAUUUUGUUUCUUACGUUUCGAGUUUUAGGCUGCAUAUUUCCCAUAUAUUCAGCUUGACACCUUCGUGUUUCCAGCACUCAAAGAAGAAACUAUUGCAGAUUGAAGUUCAUUAUGUGGAAGUCCCUGACUUUCUCGCUAUCAUCAGCCUUCAGUCUCGUUCGUUGCGCUUCAACUGCAGCGGAAUCAGCUCCACUUAUGAAGACCUUUUCCAUUUACAGAUGGAACCCAGAUAAACGUGGCGAAAAACCCACUAUGCAAAAUUACCAAGUCGAUCUUAAUGAUUGUGGACCCAUGGUCUUGGAUGCUUUAAUCAAGAUAAAGAAUGAACAGGAUCCUACUCUGACAUUUCGACGUUCUUGCCGUGAGGGCAUAUGUGGUUCUUGUGCAAUGAAUAUAGAGGGUCGUAAUCACCUUGCCUGUAUAUGGGAAAUAGAUCCAGAUGUUAGCAAGACAACUAAAAUAUAUCCAUUGCCUCAUAUGUACGUAAUUAAGGAUCUAAUUCCAGAUAUGAAUAAUUUUUAUGCUCAGUACCGUUUUAUUGAGCCUUAUUUAAAGAAAAAGAAUGUGUCUGAAGAAGAUAUUGGGAAAAAGACUUAUUAUCAGUCAGUGGAAGAUAGAGCAAAGUUAGAUGGACUUUAUGAAUGCAUUUUGUGUGCCUGUUGUUCUACUUCGUGUCCAUCUUAUUGGUGGAAUGGUGAUAAGUAUUUGGGUCCCGCUGUUCUACUUCAGGCUUACAGAUGGUUAGUCGAUUCACGUGAUGAUUAUACGUAUGAACGUUUGGCUGAGUUCCAGAACAAGUGGUCACUUUAUCGAUGUCAUACUAUUAUGAAUUGCACAGAAACUUGCCCAAAAGGAUUGAAUCCUGGUUUGGCUAUUGGAGAGAUUAAGAAAAUGCUAAUCUAUUUCAAUCAGUAUAAACACAAGAAACCGGAGACGAGAACUGUCUAGACCAUAUGAUCUCAUUAAUCACGUAUUUUCUCGAAUUCGGUUAACUUACCGACUAUUUAUAGUGAAUCCCCAUUAAUUUUCUCCAAUUUCUAAUUUAACUUAUAAAUAAAACUUUUUUUGUUGUCGAAA